UAGCACUCCUAACAAGUGGUUUGGUGUACGUUUUUUUUGUGAGAGGAAACUGCCAAAACUCUGAAAGGCAUUAUUAUACGUCAGAAUUGCAACAAGAUUUGUUCAAGCCUAAAAUGUUAGUCCGUAAUCGUAACCUGGUGUUUGUAUGUUCACAAAUGAAAUUUCACGUUUACGUGUAAUGUUUCACGCAUUUCACGCUUUUCUUACUGAUCCUAACGAUACGUACGUUCAACCUUUUGGCAGCUAUCUGGCUCCGUACCAAACGCUUUCAACCAAGAGUUUACAAUAGCUAAAAGCUUACGAUCGCACCGCACUAAAACGUGUUCGAAAAUUUGGACUGCGAUGUUGUGAUUGCUGGGAGGCUCAUGACGUUAUACGUCGGUAUUGGUGUUUGGGUAAUGGGUAAAAAAAAUUGGUUUCGAACGCUGAUUGGUCAGAAACAACACCCACGGAGUUUUGCAUCCGUCAACAACCAGUUGAUGUUUUUUUCAAUCAAGCUACAGCAUUGAAACGACCUAAAAAUUGGUAUUAUGGACAUAACUAUUCUCUCGGCUAUGGAGGCGAGAUGUGCUGUUGUUGAGACUUGGGCUGAGUUCGGAUGUCCUUCGCCGGGUACAGCUGCUAAAGUGAUCUGGUCUGGGGAAGAUGUGUUGAUUUGCACUGGGGGCGACGAGGUGUCGGUCUUCAACACACAAGAGCUGAAACUGACGGCUGUUCUUCAGUUCCUGAGUCCAGUGUGUCACAUGGUGCUGAGUGAGGACAAGCAGUCUGUCUAUGCUGUCUGUGAGAGUGAUGGGGUGUACUGUGUCAGUCUACCAACUCUGCACCCUAAGUCUCCCACUCCCCCAGCUGACCAAUCCCCUGGCCCUGCUCUGAUCAAGGUGUUGUCUAAUUCGCUGGCAGCCAGAGACGAGGGGGUGUGUUCUCUGAUUGAGGUGGGAGGGUCCGGUGGGACCUUGGUGACUCUCUCCCUGAGAGACGCAGCCUGGUGGUUUACUCUCUAUAAAGCAGCUGACCACCAGAAACUGACUCAGUUUAGUCUACCUGUCGUUUCAGUUGGUCACCAUGUCGAAUCAGAGGAAAAUGGUUCCGCAGGACUGGUCAUGAGACCUGUGCUAGCUUGCGUUUACAGCAGUGAUGCACCACCCUUAUCAUCUUCAUCAUCCUCAACAACAACAAAACUACCACCUUUGUCAUCAUCAUUAGGCGUCAAACAUUUUCUCCUGGAGCCUCUCCUCUUCAAGCUCCUCUUUGGCGUCGACGCUGCCCUCAUCAACUCCCCCAUGAUCCUUUGCGGCCUGCCUGAUGGGCGUCUCUGCUCCCUCCCCUUACUUCUCCCAGGACGAUCAGGCCCCUGCGUUAGAGUUCUACACAGCAUGGAGCAGCCAAUCAUGUUUAUCGGAACCACGACCAGGACAAAUUAUGGUCCACAGUGUUUGGUGGCAGUAGGCCAAUGGGGGAGGGUGGUGCUGUUCAGAACCUGUGAAGGGGGGCCGGAGGAGGGGGGCAAGGUAGCAGCAUUAACAGAGGGGUGUGUGUCGGGGCCUGUGGUGUGUGUGUGUGCAGGCAGGGAGGGCCUGUACUACAGCACAGGGUCAGAUCUUCUAGCCCUGGAUCUCCCAGGGAGGCAAGGCCAGGGACAGGCCAUGGUGAGAGCAAGGGAGUCUGCUACCCUACAGAGUCCUGUCAGCCUUAAUGUCUGCAGGGUCAUUGCCCUGGCUGGGCCCUCACACAAUGCCUCAGGCAUAGUGCAGUUGGUGGCUUUGUCUCUCCGGGGGAGGCUCCAGCGUUUAACUCUGCCUAAGGGGACAGAGACAGGGGGCAUACCCAGGCUCCCCUUAUCACAGGUGGGACAGAGAGUGAGGGACCUCCUUGCAGCCAUCGGAGAUGUGUGUGAGAGAGCAUCUGUGUUGAAAAGCACCAUACAGUCCAAAAACCACUCCCUCAGACACCUGAAUCAGGUGCUCAAUGUCUGCUGCCUACUGCUAGCAAAUCAGAACAGUGGAGAGCAGCUCCCGGUCAGCAAGAAGCCAAUCAGGUGUCACGUUGUUGCCAAGUGGAGCCGUCUGCUACAGAGAGACUCCCUGAAUCUGACCUGUGUUCUGGACAAUUCUAGUCCUUACAUUCUAGAACGGAACUGGACGUUCUGUGUGAGAGUUCUACCAUUAUCCUACCCUCUUCCUGCAGGGGGGGUGAACACCUCUCAAACAUUCUCAUUUCCAUUCCAGAAACUAGAGCCGGGUGGGAGAAUGGAAGUGUCGUUGCCCCUAACAGUGGCGGGGGACACAUCUUUCCCUGUGACGGUUAGCUGCUCGCUCACCUACUCCCUGCAAAGCCUGCUGGGGUCUGAGGAGCUGUCCCGCCUCCUGGCCAAUGGGGAGCCGGCAUCUCGUCUGGGAUUGGAGGGUGGAUGGGUCAGUCUGCCCCUUGACACGCUGACAGUGGAUUGGCUGGAUGCUCUACAGGUGACCGGGACCACGCCCCCUCACAGGGACCCAAACAGACCCCCCAUUUCCCCAGAUACCGUCUCGAUGGAUAUCGUUGAGGCCUUCGUGAGCACCCGUCGGAGCAGGGGUUUUGGGAGGGGAGAAGGAGGAGGAGAGAGGAUGGUGGCGUCUGAUGGGGAGCUGUUUUCAGCAAGCAUCAAGGUCUCAACAGAGCUACUGAGAGGGACACUAGGACUGGAGCCAGUAGGCUCUGCUGGCCCUUCUCAGGGUGUGUGUGGCUCUGUGCUGGGCUGGCUGCUGUCACAGGGGACAGGAGGAGAGGACUGGAGGGGCAGAGGGGACAAUGGAGGACAGGAAAGCUCUGUGGUCUACGCCCGGUGUCUAGGGCGACACACCGUCAAACUCACAGCCAAAGAGGUAACUGUAGGGGACACCAGUGUUGAGGCUGUGGAGGUGCGGGUGCAGUGCUCCUCCAUGGCAGCCGUGUGUGGACUACACCAUGCAGUGUUAAGCCGUGUUCAGGCUCUUCUCCAAGGUAAUGCUAGCACACAGGAGUCCUCUAUGGGAGUCCAGGGACUGGGCUUGAGACAGGCCCUACAGCGGGCACAGGUCCUAUCUGAGCAUCUCCAGGAGGCUCGUAUCCCAGAAGCCAUUGGACUGGGGAUGACCACGGGACAGACAACCAAGACACUGUUCAGCGUUUACAGGCAACUCAGAGAGAAUCCCCUCCUCAUCCUCUGACACCGUUACCAUCCCACAUACGCUCCUCAUACACAACAUCCUCACACACAACAUCCUCAUCCACACAUUUACAAUCCUCUCCUCAUCUUCAUUCUCAGCCCCAAACUCACUAUCCAAUAUAUCUCCUGCAAAGGAGAAAUAAAUGACUGUUUGUCUCCCUCUGCUGUUUUAGUACACAAACAGCAUUUAUUUAUUAAUGUGAACGUUUGUAAAAUAGUACAUAGCAGGUAGGUUGUGUGUGUGUGUGUGUGUGUGUGGAUUAAAAUGUACCUGUAAAGUUAGUUAAAACAACGGAUUUGAAGAGUCACUUCACUGACAACAUUAUCCACACACAAAUCAUAACUUUUACACAUCUCAGAGAUGAUUUUUAUUAUAGUUUUUCAAAACUUUUCAGAAAAAUUAAUAUUAGAAAAGGAUAAAACAAAAGACAAAUGAAGUAUGUAUCAUUGCCAAGUGACAGGCUGUAAAUCACUAGCACUAUACUCUUUCUAGGAUGGUCGUGUAGUUUUGUUACACCUGAUGUGUUACUGUUUCGAUUGUAGGGAAAAGCCUGUAAAAAUCUCAAAUGACACCCAUUACACUCCUGUAUCCCAUUUAGAGGGCUCCUACUUAUCACCUGAAGCCAUUACUCUAUGUGUCUGUGUUUAGAAGUGGGCCUACUGCCCUACAUGGGGAAGAGGGUAACGUUUGAGAUGCAGCUGCCUGUCAUGCUUGUUAAUAUUACGAUGCUAAGGAAGCUGUCCACUAAUGAUGACUCAGCUACGAUGAA
Oncorhynchus masou masou (cherry salmon) is the source of this 3957-nucleotide messenger RNA. RefSeq names its product FA core complex associated protein 100 (gene faap100). Gene Ontology annotation, cellular component: Fanconi anaemia nuclear complex; nucleoplasm. The coding region runs from base 531 to 3188 and encodes 885 amino acids. Lineage: Eukaryota; Metazoa; Chordata; Actinopteri; Salmoniformes; Salmonidae. Gene Ontology annotation, biological process: interstrand cross-link repair. The transcript is spliced from 10 exons. The record is from RefSeq and is a predicted model, not a curated record.